This is a messenger RNA of Coffea arabica (coffee), 1086 nucleotides long. NCBI's taxonomy places the organism in Eukaryota, Viridiplantae, Streptophyta, Magnoliopsida, Gentianales, Rubiaceae. The record is from RefSeq and is a predicted model, not a curated record.
AUGGAAAUUAUCCCUGCUGAUGAAGAGAAUAACUUAGUAAAUCCAACUACUGUGAACAUGCAAGAUACUGUGGUUAUUAGUAAACAGAAUAAAAAGACAGUAGCAGUAGAGGUUGAUAUCUCAGAUGAUGAUGACAAUGAGGAUGAAUUAGUUCUAGAUAGGGUCUCAAAUGAUGACAGUGAGGACAGUGAUACUAAUUUUUUUGAUUUUGAAGACAAUGAAGCAGAAAUUCUGGUUCCUGAUUCUGAAAGUGAGGAAGGGAAUGAUCCUAUAAGACAAUUAAUGAGAUCAAAGAUGUGGAUUUACAAUCCUAAAGAUGACAUAGAGUUUGAGAAAGGUCAAUUAUUCACCAAUGUGGAUGCAUUUAGGGCUGUCUUGAAAGAUUAUGUUAUUCAAAAAGGCUUUCCGCUUCUGAGAUUGAAAAAUGAGAGAUCUAGAGUGACUGCUAUCUGCAAUGCUGAGGGAUGCAAGUGGAGAAUACAUGCAUCACCAGUGGCUGAUAAUAUCACUUUUCAGAUUAAAAGUUACCAACCACAGCACACUUGUGUGAUGGAUAAACACUGUGCUGAAGCCACAUCUGAUUGGAUGGCCAAGAAGCUAGUUAGUGUCAUGAGAGAUCAUCCUAAUAUGACCAGCAAAGGUGUAGAGGCAGAGUUGAGGAAGUAUGGUGUGAAGCAAAGUAAAAUACAAAUUUUUAGAGCUAAGUACAAAGCACUUAAUGAAAUAGAAAGUACACAUGCUGAAUCUUAUUCUAAACUUCCAAAAUAUGCUGAACUGUUAAGGAACAAUAAUCCCAACAAUAUUUGUAAAAUACAUUAUGAUAUACCAAAUCUGUUAGUUGAGCCUAAAUUUUUGAGAAUAUUAAUUAGCUUUAGAGCUCAAAAGCUGGGAUUCCUAGAAGGUUGUAGGCCUUUUGUGGGAUUUGAUGGAUGUUUCUUAAAGGGUCCAUUUGGAGGUAUGCUUCUCAUUGCAGUUGCUUUGGAUGCAAACAACAGCAUAUUUUCAAUAGCAUUUGCUAUAACUGAAUGUGAGAACAAGGAUACUUGGAUGUGGUUUUUCUACUACUUUCAAGAGUUUUUUGGAUAA